Messenger RNA from Malania oleifera, 630 nucleotides. RefSeq lists its product as uncharacterized. The transcript has 3 exons. NCBI's taxonomy places the organism in Eukaryota, Viridiplantae, Streptophyta, Magnoliopsida, Santalales, Ximeniaceae. The record is from RefSeq and is a predicted model, not a curated record. Bases 1 to 630 code for a protein of 209 amino acids.
AUGAAUCCCUCGGCUUUUCCAGGAAGUGCCGACCCCAUUAUGGUAGAGAAUUGGAUGCAAGAGAUUGAGAAGAUCCUAGAACUACUGCAUUGCAGUGACGAGCAGAAAGUUCUCUAUGUAACAUUUAAGCUGAUGGGUGAGGUCGAGCAAUGGUGGUCAAUAGUGAAGCUCUUGGAAAAGCAGAGGCCAGUUCCCGUAACACUGACCUGGGGACGUUUUAAAGAGAUUUUCUUCGACCAUUACUUCCCCUCCUCCGUUAGAGAUGCUAAGAUGGAGGAAAAAGCGCAGAGGUUCAAGAGAGAGCUGAGAUGGGAAAUAUAUAAGCAGCUGACAGUUUUGCAAGUGUGGGAUUUUUCGGAACUGGUGGAUAAAGCCACCAUAGCAGAGAUCAGUCGGCAGAGGGGUACAGGAGGACAGAGUCGAAGGAAGAGGCCCACGCCUCCUGGAUUUCAGGUGAGUAGCAGUCGGGGGCAGUCAAGGAGAUAUGAAGUGGGCCAGAAGCAGGAUUUGUCGGGGUUUCCUCCUAAUCGUGAAGUUGAAUUUGCGAUUGAUCUACCUCCAGGGACAAUUCCAAUCUUUAAGGCUUUGUACAGAAUGACUCCGGUGGAAUUGAAAGAAUUAAAAGAAUAG